Messenger RNA from Durusdinium trenchii, 654 nucleotides. The record is from the annotation of a GenBank genome assembly. NCBI's taxonomy places the organism in Eukaryota, Dinophyceae, Suessiales, Symbiodiniaceae.
AUGAGAGCCUUGUGGAUCACCUUCUGCGCUUGCUUGAUGCACUCAGAUGCAAUUCGCGAGAGUGUCGUCGGCAAUGCGACCGGCUUGGGCGAUGGAGCAGAUUGCACCUGUGGGAAGAAGCCCUUGAAGGACAACAAAUGCUGCGACCCAGGUUUGAUUUGCAGUAAGAGUGCUGGCAAGUGCAAGCCCGCAUUGAAGGGCGAAUGUGACCGCAAGUACUAUGCAGCUACAGAUGGCCAGAAGCACUGCUGUGUCCAUGGCCUACCAAUGAUGAUUGAGUAUGACAAAGCUUACCAAUACGCACCAGUGGGUGGUGACAAGACCACCUGUUGCAGUGGAGAGGUUAAGUGGUCUUCCUGGGCUGUGGACCUGAAAGGGAAGCACGAUGGAUACUACUGCAAAGGAGGUUUGUGCGACCGGAGACCGGAGACCGGACGCACCGUGCGCCCGUGCCGUGCCGCAGCCGUGGUCGGCGUGAAAGGUGGCCUUGAGGAUAUCACCCACCGAGUGCCCUUCGACGAGGUCGGCAAGAAGGCGAGCUUUGAGGAGUACAACAAGUACUUCCGAAGCAAAAGCCGUGCCGGCGUCGCCCGGCUCGACGAGUCGUUGGCGCUGUAUGUGAUGCCCGCUGGGGAGGAGGGACGGGACGUGUGA